Delphinapterus leucas (beluga whale) is the source of this 2536-nucleotide messenger RNA. It is a transcript of the gene MINDY1, whose product is annotated as MINDY lysine 48 deubiquitinase 1. Gene Ontology annotation, cellular component: cytosol; cell periphery. The record is from RefSeq and is a predicted model, not a curated record. Gene Ontology annotation, molecular function: K48-linked deubiquitinase activity; cysteine-type carboxypeptidase activity; cysteine-type deubiquitinase activity. NCBI's taxonomy places the organism in Eukaryota, Metazoa, Chordata, Mammalia, Artiodactyla, Monodontidae. Gene Ontology annotation, biological process: protein K48-linked deubiquitination.
CCAGCUUGUAGACAGGGCCUGGAGCGCACGCCCUAGACUCGGCGACUCAGAAAUCCCGAAGACGCUCUGAGCGACCUGGGAGCACCUGGGCUGCACCCCUGUCUGCCUGCACCCUCCUCCAGUGCCCCCCGGUCGUGGGCGUGAGUCCGGAAGUAGCCACAAUCCAGCCAGGACCGCCGCUCGUAAACCUGGGUAAACCUGUAUAAGCUCUGGCGUUGACAGCUGGAAGGCAGCUGGGACUGUGGUGGCGCCCCUCCCUGUACCCACCUCCGCCAUCGCAUUGCCAGAGUUGAACCCCCCUUCUAGGUCCUGGAACAGCACCCACUUCUGUAAGGGAAGCUGACGCCACCCAAUGUCUUCAAUCCCACCGGAAUCAUCCCCCCCAAGCCUGAAAGUCCUGUACCCUCGUUGGUCCUAUCUGGUCACAGCAAGUUAGAGGUGAAAGAGCCCGGCCUGGGGCCCUUCUGUUUACCCCAAAGCUGUACUACCUGUAGCCAGGAGUGGCCAACAGACGCUAACCGAGCCUUCUGCACUACAUUCCUUUUCCAAGAUUUUUCUGGCUCUAUUUGUGUUCCAGCCCAAUGAUUUCCUUCUUAUUGGAUCGUUCUCUCUUUUGCAUAUCAAGCCUUGAUUAAGCCAGUCCCUGAGGACAAUAAAGUCCUUUGGUUCCCCUCAGUUGACCCCUCCUGACCAUGGAACACCAUCAGCCUGAGCAUCCAGUCCGUGGUGAGGCCAGGACUGCGGAAGUGGUCAGCCCUGAAAACGAUGAGGUCCUGUCAGAACCCAGUGAGCCCCCUCAGGACAAGGAUGCCGAAGAGGCUGAUGGGGCAGCUGGAGAACAGGAGCCAGUAGAUGAAGCUUUGCUGCCAGCCCAGGGCCAGGAUAACCUCGAGUCGCCUCCACCUGAUGCUAGCUCAAGCCAAGAAGGGCCAGCCCAGGGGACACAGCCUGAGGUAGAGACAGUGGGGGCCUGCUCCUGGCCCCAAGAACUUCCCCAGUCCCCCAGGGCCCGACAACCUGAGCUAGACUUCUACUGUGUAAAGUGGAUCCCCUGGAAGGGAGAACGGACACCCAUCAUCACCCAGAGCACUAACGGCCCUUGCCCUCUCAUCGCCAUCAUGAACAUCCUUUUUCUUCAGUGGAAGGUGAAGCUGCCACCUCAGAAGGAAGUGAUCGCAUCAGAUGAGCUCAUGGCCCAUCUUGGAGACUGCCUUCUAUCCAUCAAGCCCCAAGAGAAGUCAGAAGGACUUCAGCUUAAUUUUCAGCAGAAUGUGGACGAUGCAAUGACAGUGCUGCCUAAACUGGCCACAGGUCUGGAUGUCAAUGUGCGAUUCACAGGUGUCUCUGAUUUUGAGUAUACACCUGAGUGCAGCAUCUUUGACCUACUAGGCAUACCUCUGUACCAUGGCUGGCUUGUUGAUCCACAGAGUCCUGAGGCUGUGAGUGCAGUUGGGAAACUGAGUUAUAACCAACUGGUAGAGAAGAUCAUCACCUGCAAGCACUCCAGUGACACCAACCUCGUGACAGAAGGCCUGAUUGCAGAGCAGUUCCUGGAGACCACCGCUGCACAGCUGACCUACCAUGGUCUGUGUGAGCUAACAACAGCUGCCAAGGAAGGCGAACUUAGCGUCUUCUUCCGGAACAACCACUUUAGCACUAUGACUAAGCACAAGGGUCACUUGUACCUACUGGUCACCGACCAGGGCUUUCUACAGGAGGAGCAAGUGGUGUGGGAGAGCCUGCACAACGUGGACGGAGACAGCUGUUUCUGUGACUCUGACUUUCACCUAAGUCACUCCCUAGGCAAGGGACCUGGAGCAGAAGGUGGGAGUGGCUCCCCAGAAAAGCAGCGGCAGGUGGACCAGGACUACCUGAUCGCCUUGUCCCUGCAGCAGCAGCCGUCGCAAGGCACAUUGGGUCUUAGCGACCUGGAGCUGGCCCAGCAACUUCAGCAAGAGGAGUACCAACAGCACCAAGCCGCCCAGCCCGUGGCAGCACGUGCCCUGUUACCACAGGGGAGAGGAGCUGCAUUUGGACGCCCAGCUGCCGAGCGUCGGCAGAGGCCGAAGCAAGAGUCCGACUGUGUCCUCCUGUAGCCCCGCUCAGUGCCAGGCUGCCUUGCCUCCGCUUGCAGAGGCUGGGGCUAUUUUGCUUGCUCCCUGGCUCAACUUGAGAUAUGCAGGGUAACUUAUUUAUGGAAUGUUGGGGAUCAGAGCAGGCAGUAAAUGCCAAGGUCAGAGUUGGUGACGUCUUUGCCCUCACGUGCUGCCUCCUCUUCCUCCCAGCCAUCCUGGGCAACAUUGGGGUUGGUCGGGUGAGGAUUUCUGAUUACCAACUCCCUUUCCCCAGAAUAGUCACAUUAAUAUACAGACUCAGGCUCCAGGGUGAGGUUCCUGUCUAGAACCCAUCUCCCCUACUUUCUGCUCCUGCAGGCCCACCCGUAUCCAUCUGUUUGUUUCAGGGUUUAAUUUGGGUUUCUAUCUCCAUUAUUUGUAAUGCCUUCCUAGGGGAUUGGAAAUAAAACUUCUUUCCUGAG